Messenger RNA from Sitophilus oryzae (rice weevil), 6403 nucleotides. It is a transcript of the gene larp, whose product is annotated as la-related protein 1B. Gene Ontology annotation, molecular function: RNA cap binding. The coding region runs from base 321 to 3680 and encodes 1119 amino acids. Gene Ontology annotation, biological process: positive regulation of translation; mRNA stabilization. The transcript is spliced from 17 exons. NCBI's taxonomy places the organism in Eukaryota, Metazoa, Arthropoda, Insecta, Coleoptera, Curculionidae. Gene Ontology annotation, cellular component: cytoplasmic stress granule; cytosol. The record is from RefSeq and is a predicted model, not a curated record.
AGAUGCAAUUGUACAAAACAAAACUGAAAUUCCCUGAUUUGCCGAGACGAGAAUAAUUGAAAAAAAUAGCAAGAAAAUAUGAAUAGUGGUUUUUAAUAAUACGUUAGUGAUUUGUAGUUUGUAGUUAUAGGAGAACCCUAAAAAUUGCCCUUUUUAAGUUAUACAAGGUGUAGUUUUAUUGUUUGUAUUUAUUGUUCUGUAAAGUGUAUUGGACUGCCAUGCUUUCUUGAACAUGGUUCAACUCCAUAUUGUUAAUUGUAUUCCGAAAUAUUCGUAAUAAUAUUUGACUGGGCAAGUUUAACGUAAAAUUAGUGAUUAAGAUGGACACUCAGGUGGUUCCUGCAGUAUCUAACCCUCAACCAGGGGAUGACAAGUGGGAACCUGGAACAUCUUAUGCCUUGGCAGUUCAGAAUUUUAAAUCUAACCAACAAAUUUCGACCAAAGAAAACACCGACAACAGCCAAGAAGAAUUGCCAAAACCAAUUUCACAAAAAGUGACGCCACCUCCAGCACAGACAGGAGAUGAUGAGGAUGGAAGCUUUACUCCGGUGGUAAACCAUAGCCGUAAAGAAAGGAAGUCUGAAAAAAAGAAACAGAGACAGCUACUGAAUGGAAACAUGGACAAGGCAGAAAGACACCCAGAGAGGACCCAUGACAAAAAAGAUUUACAUCCUGUCAGAAGUAAGCCAGAAAAAGAUGAAAAGGAGCCUAAGGAGAAGGACAACGAAGAGAGUCAAAAUGAUCCAAAGAAGGUAUUCGUAGCUGCUCCUUUACCUAAAGUCAAUCCAUGGCAAAAAAAUAAUAAAGAAUCGCAUGCAAUACCGGCUAAACCUACUGUAUCUUCUAAAAAACCAGAGCACCCUGUAGUUAAUGGAAAGAGCUUUAAAGAGUCUACUAAUAAAGGACAGUUAAACAAAAAUGCUAGUGAUUUUUCUAAUAUUGGAGAUUGGCCUACCUUAGGGGAUCAUACACCAGAGAUACCUUCUAUUGCUCCAAAAGUGACUGAAAACAAAAAGCAGAAAAGAUCAAGCAGUCCAACAAAUUCUGCCUCUUCGCAAAAAGAAAAACCGCAAGUAUUAAUUGAGCAGCCGCAGCAACAAGAUGACAAAAGAAAAGCUUCCAAACACAAAUGGAUUCCUUUAGAAAUAGACCUAAGCAAAGCUCAUAAAAACGACCGGAGAAGAAAUAACAGGAAUAAUUACUAUGACCGGGAUGUCCAGUCAACUGUCAGUGACGGUGAUAGAGAUUGGAGAGCUGAAUCGCUGAACAGCCAGAAUCACAGACCAAGACCUGCAUCAGCGGCACCAAGAGGUAGAUGGAGAAACAGAGGCAACAGAAGAGUUGCAUUUAAUAGAAGCUCUUCAAAUAGGGCUUCCGCUGAUGGUGAUUUUCUCGAAAAUGGUAUUGAUUUUGCUCAGUUAGGAAAAUUCGACCAUGGUGCUGAUGGACAUAACUAUAUGGUACCUUACAUGGGAACAUAUUACUUUAAUAGUAAUAACUACCUCAACUUGGAUGGUCCAACCCUUAAGGAAUAUAUUCGCAACCAAAUAGAGUACUACUUCAGUGAAGACAACCUCAAUCGUGACUUCUUCUUAAGAAGAAAAAUGGACCCAGAGGGUUACUUGCCUGUAACUCUGAUCGCCUCAUUUCACAGAGUUCAAGCUUUAACCAAUAAUGUUGCUCUGAUUGUCGAUGCAAUAAGCUCAUCAGAUAAAAUAGAGUUAUCUGCUGGAUUCAAAGUUAGAGCCAAACAUGAUCCUACAAAAUGGCCUAUUUUGGAUAGAAACAAUGACAAACACGAUGAGAUUAUUUCCAAAUUAGUACCCCCACCACCUGUUCCUAGAAAACUGCAAACACCUCAUCAUCACAUAGAAAAUCUUAAUCCUGAUGUUGCAGAGUUUAUUCCUUAUGAUAAAGAAAAGCCAAAUAACACACAAAAUACCGAAAACAAAGAGAAUCGCGUUCCUCAAGUAAAUUGCGAGGACGCUUCCGAAAAGACUGCAAAUGUGAACGAGAGUCAGAGCCCCAAAAAUAAAAACAAAAACGACGACGAAGACGAAACUUGGUUGCAAGUAAAACGGAAAAACAAGGAAAAUAAAGGAAAGAAGGAAGCCAAACCUAAGCCUUAUGAGUUUGAAAGGGAAGAACUGGAGUUUCAUUUUGAUGAGGAAUUGGAAAAUGUCCCUAUUGGAAGGCAAAAUACCUUUACGACUGAGUGGGCUAAUGAAGAGGAUUCAGAUGAGCUGAGCGACAGAGAUGUAAAUAAACUUCUCAUUGUAACUCAGACUCAGGCACCUUCAUCCUCGCGUGUACCGAAGCAUGAAGGCUAUGACAGGACCGGUGACUGGACAACGCGUGUCAAAAUCACGCAAGACCUGGAACAGGCCAUCAACGACGGACUCUAUUACUAUGAAGAGGAUUUGUGGAACGAUAUUGAAUUUGAUCGUGCUUCUUCAGGAAGCUAUAAGACUGUAACCAUAAUAAGUCAGGAAGAUUUCCAGAAGUUAGCACCGCCGGCACCUAAAAAACAGAACCCUGAAGUUCCUCCUCCACCACCGCCUAUUAUUGAGUUUAAAGUGUCUGGGAAUAACCAGAAUUCAAGAAAAGGUCCAAAGAAUGCUCCACACAGAAACGUUCCAAGAUUCUACGCUGUGGUUAAAGAUGAAAGACCUGAUCCAACGACGCCAAGGAAAAGAAAAACGCGUCACUCAAGUAAUCCACCGGUUGAGCAACAUGUUGGCUGGAUUAUGGAUGUCAAGGAACAUAGAUUGAGGACGACAUCAACUGGAAGUAGUUAUGGGGCUAGUCCAAGUGAAGGUGUUUUGGGUACCAGUUACGGUAGUGUACCUCAAGCUUUGCCGACUUUCCAGCAUCCAUCCCAUGCUUUGCUCAAAGAAAACAACUUCACUCAACAGGCUUAUAGCAAAUUUAGACAAAAGUGCCUUAAAGAGCGGAAACGAUUUGGCAUUGGACAAUCAAACGAAAUGAACACCAUGUUCCGAUUCUGGUCAUUCUUCUUAAGGGAAAACUUCAACAGAACAAUGUACAAUGAGUUCAAGUCCCUUGCCCUUGAGGACGCUGCACAAGGCUACAGAUAUGGCUUGGAGUGUUUGUUUAGAUUUUAUUCCUACGGGCUCGAAGUCAAGUUCAGACCCCACCUUUAUGAGGAUUUUCAAGAGGAAACUGUGAGAGACUACGAAAAUGGACAGCUUUAUGGGCUUGAAAAAUUCUGGGCUUUCUUGAAAUACUACAAACACGGAAGUCAUUUGACUGUCAAUCCUACCCUAAAAAAACAUCUUUCUAAUUUCAAAACCAUCGAGGAUUUCAGAGUCGUUGAACCAAGAAUCAAUGAAAUCUUCCAGUCAAACGGGAAAGGGUACCGUCAAAAACCGAGGAACAGGACACUUUCUGAAAGCCAAAUAGCACCUGUGCCAAGCACUUCUCGCGACGAUAGUCGUCGAUUAUCCGCUUCUAAAGACAAAUGUGAUAACUCUGUAAAUCAAUACCCACAACCCGGCACGAGCGCACCUGCAAGUACAGGUUUCAGAUACCAAAGAAACCGCACCCAUUCUUUUGGUUCUGGCCGAGCACAAAAACAAUCCCGUACAAGAACUGAUUCAUGGAGAGCCAAAGAUCAUAGAGCUUCCCUUGGUGCAACACAAAAUACCUCCGAGGAAUAAUGAGAAAUGUUUUAUAAGAAGAUAAAAAUAUUUGUUAGCUGGAUAUUUUUCAUAUUUUGGUAGGCUUUAUAGUUAGAAGAUUUUAUAUUCUAUUUCUACAGGUACUAUGUAGGUUUAAACUACAUCAUCUCAGCUACUUACUAUAAAUAUAAAAAUUCAUAAAAAAAAUACUUUAAAAAUGUGCUGUAAAUCAGAGAGUUUUUUGGUGCCAUUGCUUCUAAUUGUAUGUUCCCUGUUUUUAUUUUUCAAUCACAUUUUUCUUUAAUCUGUGACAAUGUUGGUUAUAUCUGUUGCGAAUUCAAUAAUAAAUUCAACUUUUUAAUAUUUUAAAUAUAACUCUCUAUAUAGAUAAUUAAAACUAAUAACUUGCAUUUCCUAGUAAUACUCUUAGAUCAUUCUACCACCUUGGAUUUGGAUUAUUACCAAAUCCUCUAAUAAUUAUUAUUGUACUAGUCUACAGGUAGACAUAGUAAAGCUCGAUUUAUAUUAGCAAAAUCAGUGAAAUUGAAUUUUAUCUACUACUUCCCAUUAAUUUUGCAGUAUAAAUCGGAUCCUAUUUGGUGUUAACAAAUACACAAAUAUUGUGAUUACAAGGGAGUUAUAUUCCUAAUUUAGUCCAUAUGUUUUAUAGAACUGAAGUAAUUUCUUAGUCAUUUUUUCUUAAUUUUAUGACAAUUUUGCACAAAUGUGAUCAAAAUCAGUUUGGUAUAAUGUUAGUUUGGUUUCUUUGGAAGUCAGUGAACACGAAGCCUGUUAGUUACAUGGAAACCGCCACAAGUUGCACUAUAUGAUCAUUUUAAACAGAGAUGGGUGUUAUGUAAAAAAUCUAAAAGAAAAUCACAAAGUCAAAAAUAUCAUUAAAAUACAAAAAUCAAAUUGAAACAUAGUGAAAUAACUUAAGUAUUUUUUUAGAAGUCAUUAUCAGUUAACAGUGUUUUUGGAUAUUCAUGAAGAUUUUUUUACAUUUUAAGUUUUCUACACAAAAAUGUUUUAUCCGUUAAGCUUUUUUACUCGCCCAUCCUUGCUAUAUUAAGUAUUAUUAUGGAUACCAUAAAGUUGAAUUGGGAUAUUGCCUGUUUACAUCUAUCAAUUUGUUAUUGACAACUAGUAAAAUUCUAUGGAAAUAAGCAUGUUUAUUUUAAAUGAUCAUAAAGUGUAUUAAAUUGGAAGAACAACAGACCAUAUUGGUUUUUUGUUAAUAGUUGUAUAUUUUAUAAUAUAGUUCUCACUACGUUUAUAUAUUCUACGUUAAGUUGUUUAAUUUUUUUUUAUAUAUAAGGCUAUGCUUGUGUAUAUACUGACUCGUUGUAGGUAAAUACUCUCAUAAUCAUCCUACAUUUUGGCUGUUUUUUUUGCUUUUGCAUCAUCAUGAUUAGACAAACGAUAUGUUCAAUUAGGUGUGGUAUAAAUCUUGAUUCUUCAUUUCACUUUUGGAUAUAGUAUGUUAAAAAUACUGUAAGACGACGAAACUUUAUGGUGUAACUGAACUAUCAGAUUACAAUUUUUUAUUAGUUGUACUGAAGUUGGGAUUUUAUAUUUUUAAGAACCCUGUAUAUUAUUAGUGCAGUGAUUUCCAUGCUUCUUUAUAAAUGAGUUGUUUAGUCUUGAAUCCUAGAAUUAUGAUCUUAUUAAAUAUUUCAUAAAAUGUUAAAAAUAUACAACGAUCUAAAAUAAAUUUUAUAUAUUAUAAAAACUUAUGCCUUAGUUUUGGUGGCAUGUAGAAAAUAGUUUAAAAUGAAAUUUUAUUAUUUUAGGGAAUUCAGUUUCUCAUGGAAAUCGCUGUUACAUAUAUAAGCAUAUUCACAUUUUUAGAAUAUGACAGAAGUUUGUAAUGAUAAUAUUUCAUAUUCUCGUAAUAUGCAAAUAUUUGUACUGUUAUUUUUAUGUAUAUACAUUCUGAUUGUAUGGAAAAUAUGAAAAAUGGAUGCUUUCUUUCUAAUUAAAAAACUAUUUUUUAUUCAUGGUUCUUUAGAGAAAUGAAGUUAUAGAUAAAAAAAUUUAGUUCUUUAUUUUUUAUUUAAUAUUAAAUUUUCUUAGAAUGUAUUUUAGUUGGCGAUUUCUAAACUAUCUGUAUAUAACUAUAACUUUUAAAAAUCCAACGUUAAUUGUUCAAUUGUGUUCUAUAAAAAAAAUGUUUUUGAGGUAAUUCUUAACAUUACCCUGCUUAGUUACUAUGAGGAGUGCAAAAAAAAAUAGGAAAAGAGCAAGGAGUUUUAUUUGCAUAAUUUUAAGGCCAUUCAAAUUUGUUUAAGUCAAUAAAGAUUAACAUAACUGCUAGAAAAAUAUAUUUUUUUUACUGAAAAUACAUAAUUUUAUUUAUACGAAAAUAGAAGCAAUAUUUUGCUCAAAUUUAAUGUUAACUAUUACUUAUUAUGUUGUUUUCUUUUGAUCACUCUGUAUUUAAUUAAUAUCAUUCGAUUAAUUAAUAUUAGUUUCUAAUGUUUAUUUUUAACUAUGCCUUAAUUUAGAUUUUGUAAUUACAAUUUAAGAAUGUUUGUUUAUUAAUUUCUUUGGGGCAGUUUCAGUUAAAUUAAUCGUAACCAAGGUAAAUAAAACAUGUGAUAUUGUAAGGUUUUUAAAUAUUUUGCUCAACUCCUUGCAUUUAAUUAUAACUGCAUUGUACAGUAGAAAGUAAGGUAGUUCAUAGAGUGUGUUGUGGAAGUAUGGUGUCUGAGUUGUCUUCCAGUGACACUAAAAAAAAAUUAAAAACUUUCAAAACCGCC